ACCGCCCCAUUUUUUCCCAACAGUUUGCAGUAUAAACAACAGUCUCGCCUCGAUCGUCUUCAUCUCGUCGAUCGUCAUCCUCGCCGAAAAUUCACUGUCAUCAUGCCUUGGCGGUGGCUCGAGGUGAGUCUCGCACUCGUCGUCAUCACGGCGGCACUGUCCUCGGCGCAGACGACGGUGCAACCGGCGACGUUUCCGUCGAUGCCCAGCUGCCCGCCGGCACCACUCAGCCUGUCCCCGUGCAUCGGCUACGUCUUCGGCGUCGCCGAGGCGACGCUCAACUCCUGCUGCUCCCAGCUCCGGAGCUUCCUCCAGGCCCAGGCGCCCUGCCUUUGCGCCGCCUCCAAGCUCGCGCCCAUCCCGGUCGGGCUGUUCCUCGGCCAGGCCCAGGUCAUGAUCCCCAACGUCUGCAACCUGCCCAGCCCAUGCGAUGAUGUCACCGGCGCGAGCACUGCUCCGGCAGCCACCACGCCGUCGGUGGCAGGCACUUCGCCUCUGGCUGGUACUACUCCAUUGGCUCCGACCGGCCACGUACCAUCGGCUGCGACCACGGCGCCUUCGGCAACUCCGGCGACCACCACGGCUGUGACUGAACCCUCGAACACGCCGGCUGCUGAUCCAGACACGUCAAGAGCACCACCACUAGCAGCCGAGGAUUCUCCUGCCGCUGCAACGGCAGGCGCCGGAUCGAAGCUCCCAGAGUUGCUGCACGCAGCAGGUGCGACAAGCUCCAGAGGCAUGGCUGCACGCACUGUAAUGGUCACCGUGUUUCUUGCUUCUGUUGCGACCAUAUAUGUGUAGCUGUAAUAUGCUAAGGCUAUUACCACAACAAAUGUACUGAUGUAAAAUAUGAUACGGUAUAAGUUAAAACUGCACUCUACUUUUGUGCAGUCGCAAUAAAAACCUUCAUUCUACAGAAUCUCCA
Messenger RNA from Phragmites australis (common reed), 925 nucleotides. Its product is annotated as non-specific lipid transfer protein GPI-anchored 15-like. NCBI's taxonomy places the organism in Eukaryota, Viridiplantae, Streptophyta, Magnoliopsida, Poales, Poaceae. Bases 103 to 801 code for a protein of 232 amino acids. The record is from RefSeq and is a predicted model, not a curated record. The transcript is spliced from 2 exons.